AUGGGCGCCCAAGGGAAAUUCUUUACAAUCGCUGCGGUGGUGGCCCUCGGGAUAGCAAAUGGAUACUACACAUUCAACCCGAGCUUGAAAGAAGCCAAGGAGAAAGCAGACGGAACAUAUCUCAGUAAAACUUUGGAGAACCAAGACGCUCAGAAGAAGACUGCUAGUCAAGAGGACAAGAAGUCAACGAGUCAAUGA
Messenger RNA from Podospora anserina S mat+, 198 nucleotides. RefSeq lists its product as uncharacterized. Bases 1 to 198 code for a protein of 65 amino acids. The transcript has 3 exons. Lineage: Eukaryota; Fungi; Ascomycota; Sordariomycetes; Sordariales; Podosporaceae. The record is from RefSeq and is a predicted model, not a curated record.